AUACGGAAAUCAUCGAAACCUGUCGGUUUUUUAUCAGCGUUUCUUUUUUCCGAGCGUCAUGUUUGCGACUGUAAAAGCGCAAUCGCGGCAUCGUUCCCUGAGCCUGAACGCGCAGUUUCAGGAAGGCCAAAACAACAUAGAAAGUGGAGGAUAUUCCAGUCGGAAGCAAUCAAGUUCAAGAUGAGGUUCAGCCUCAUAUUUUUGGUCCCAGCAACUAUUCUGCUAUCACCUUUCCAGCCAGAUCUGUUGUGUUUAUCAGCAGGAAGUUUAAAGUGGUGGGGUCCAAGGAGAUGUAGUCCAAGUGGUUGCAUGCAAUGGAUGAGUCGGGGGCUUUUGAAUAGAUGCAGAAGAAGUUGCAACGAUGCUCAAGGCUACUACUUGAGUCGAGAUGGACAAGACUUUCAUGCGGCCUCAACACCGUUUAUGUAUCGGCUUGUGCAGUGCCGUUGUUCACCAUCCAAAGCUCUGAAGAAACAAAUAAGCCACACUUUCGACGAGCAGGUUGCCAAUUUAUACGAAAAUUAUGCAAACAGCGGAGAGUUAAGCACAGCGAGAACCCUUUUACUAAGGAAGGCUGCGGAAAAAAGAAUACAACCUAUUGUUUUCUACACGGCGGAUGAGCUUCAAAAGUCACCACUGCUAUAUCCAUUCGGCAGAGAGAGAGAGAGUGGAGAAUCGGUUUGUGUAAAUCAACCAAUCGACUGGAUCUAUACACAUCGUUACCGACAAAUUGGUCGGUCAGAGGUGAGCUGGCCACUCCGCCUAGAAAAUAGCUAUGUUCGUUGGCUAAAGGUGAGCGGAGGCAAGUGGUCCGCAAUGCAUCCUUUACCGCUCCCUGUAUGGGGAACACCACGGCAACCGUAUGAAAUUAAUUCUAUGGAGGAUUAUAAAAGAUUAGUGGCUGCAAUCGAACCUGUGUUGAAAAAUGUAUUGAAAGAUAAUAACUACGACCUCUUCACUAAUCUUAUUUUGUUUUACAAAGCGUACAAAGGGAGCAAGCGACAGGAACUCGGCAAAUUCAUCCGAUGGUACAUCCCACCGAUACGGCCCAAUUAUCACACCUGUGUUGGGCAAGUGCUGGAACUCAUGAACCGCCUCGGGAACCUAGAGUCUCGCUUUCCAGGCCUCACAGAAAAACUCUUCAUAGCAUCGGGACAAAAGCGCGUACCAAAUUUUGAAAGUUACCUAAAGCUAAAUCUAGAGCCGUCACUUGUGGAGAAAUAUCACGUUGUGGUUGCCUUGAAUAUCAAGAUCAAAUACGGAAACAUUUACAGAAAUGGGGUCCUACUUCUCGAGCCUGGUUUCCAAAUCGCAAGCGUCAUAACAGUCAUGGAAGAUAGAAACCACCCGCACACAGGACUCUUCACCCAGAAAAAGGAUUUAAACCGCAUAAACAAGCACGAGUACUCAUUCAGUGGAUCUGAUUACAUCAUUUGGGUCGCUACAGAAAAUAUAGGCACGCCUAAUGAAAGAACUUUGAAAAGGAUACUUUAUGUGGGCAAACCAUUUUACUCGCCUGUGGAUGUGACCGAAAGAAGAAUGUUGUGUUUCAAUUUUCGUGCAUUGUUGUCGACGGAUGAAAAUGGCCAAAUAAUCACCGGGAUGUAUUUUGCAAUCCCUUCUGAUCCUAAAAAAGCCCCUGGCACAGCACUGACUCUCUUUUACACAAUAGAUGGUUCCCCGCAAAUGUUUCAAAUACCGUUCGAAACCUUUGGCUCUGAUCCGAUGGAAAAAAAGUACGCGGAUGCAAUCGAAAUUAGCAACCAACGGUUGAACUGGCCGGACAAUUUGUUGAUGUCCCGGCUCAAAACGGUGAGACAGAUGCUGAACGACGAAAAUUUUAUACGUCAGAUGAUGGAAUUGCAUGAAAUCUUCGACCGGAUAACACAAUUGAAAUAGGUAAUUUGGCACAGUGAUGAUGGGCGAUCACAAAGUGCUUUCAUUAAUUAAUCAAUCAGUUUGGUCCGCAAGCUUUUACUUAUAUGUUUCCUCAUUUACUAUUUGUGCCUUGUCUGUCGUCUGACGUAUCUAUUCUGUCGCAUAAAAUUUUCCCUCCACUUUCUGAUCUCAAUAUCCUUACUUUCAAAGUUUUCUCAUGAAAUCCCUCUCUUCUUCAAACGAAUUAAUCUCCAAAUUUAAUGUAUUCUUUCCUAGUCCUAUCUUUUAAUUUUGUGUACUACCCUUUUGAGACCCCUACUUUUUAAUGUUUUUAAAGUCUGUACUACACUAUUUUGAUCUCUCCUGUACGGUGUUAAUGACUCAGAUGUUAAUAUCACCAAAUAAACGGAUCUACCAACCAACCACUCUUAUCCUUUCGUUCAUUAAUACUUUUCCGAUGUUAAGGCAUCCCGUAUAAGUAAACUCAUUUUAAUACUACUGCUCCACAUUUUGCUGAUUUCAAUACCAUAUUAUCAAAAUAUGUUAACCAAAUACCUUCAUUGUUCAGGAAAACUAAUCUCUAAAUUCGAUCUAUUCUCUCCUUUCCUCAUUAUUAGAGCGAAUUUCUUUCCCACUCUUCCUUUCUAUUUAUUUGUCUUUUCCUACCCUUUUUUGACUUAUUAUUACUCUUUCUCUCUCUAUCGCUCUAUCUUCUUUAAGGUGUUCAUAAUUUCGUUUUAUUAAGCCACUUUAAAUAAACGUAUUUGCCAAUUAACCAA
Bemisia tabaci is the source of this 2657-nucleotide messenger RNA. RefSeq lists its product as uncharacterized. Lineage: Eukaryota; Metazoa; Arthropoda; Insecta; Hemiptera; Aleyrodidae. The record is from RefSeq and is a predicted model, not a curated record.